This is a messenger RNA of Hibiscus syriacus, 2037 nucleotides long. RefSeq names its product pre-mRNA-splicing factor CWC25 homolog. Gene Ontology annotation, biological process: mRNA splicing, via spliceosome. The transcript has 5 exons. NCBI's taxonomy places the organism in Eukaryota, Viridiplantae, Streptophyta, Magnoliopsida, Malvales, Malvaceae. The record is from RefSeq and is a predicted model, not a curated record. Bases 154 to 1605 code for a protein of 483 amino acids. Gene Ontology annotation, cellular component: U2-type spliceosomal complex.
UCAAAUUUCUCUACCAUCGAAUUUGUUUCCAUAAUUCUCCCUUCGACGGCUUCAAUUGGGUUCUGAUUAUAGCCAUAGGAGAUUUAAAUUAGGCGUAUUCGAGGAGCGGGUAAUUGAUUUGGCUGAUUUCAGCAUCCCAAAUUUGAAAACAGAAUGGCGUUGAAGUUUCUGAACAAGAAAGGAUGGCAUACUGGAAGUUUGAGGAACAUCGAAAACGUAUGGAAAGCGGAACAGAAGCAUGAGGCUGAGCAGAAGAAAUUGGAAGAGCUUCGCAAGCAGAUUCAUGAGGAGAGGGAACGCUCUGAGUUUCGUCUUCUCCAGGAACAAGCUGGCCUUGUCCCGAAGCAGGAGAGGUUGGAUUUCCUAUACGAUUCUGGGCUUGCAGUUGGGAAAGGCGCCAGUAGCUCCGCAGCUGGAGGCAGCGGUGCAGGUUUUAAGGCUCUUGAAGAGGCUCUCCCGUCGUCUAAGGCUACGGAUUCUUCAGCCAACCAGUCUUCUGCCCCGGGUGCCUUGUUCGAGGACAAACCUCACUCAGCCAAUGAUGCCUGGCGCAAGCUCCAUUCGGAUCCCUUGCUUAUGAUUCGCCAGCGCGAGCAAGAAGCUCUUGCCCGCAUCAAGAACAACCCCGUCCAAAUGGCAAUGAUUCGUAAAUCGGUUGUAGAAAAGAAAAAAAAGGAAAAAUCACCUUAUCAUAAGGAACACCGUAAGAUGCACCAGAGAAGUAGUUCCAAGCAGCGAAAACUUUCAUCACACCAUUCAGAUUCUGAAGAUGACAUUUCUAAGGAGGACAAAAGAAAUAGAGAUCGCCAUCACAAGAGGUCAGAUAAUGAGGGCCGCUAUCAGGAGUCAGACUCAGAAGAAUUAAAAGAAGCAGAAAGUCGAGAGAAGAGUUUCCGCGGACAGAAAUACAGAUAUGAUGAUCAAGAUGAUGUUAAGAGGAACCAUUACAAAUCUAAGCGUGAUAAAUAUUCUUCUCAAGCUCCACGAAGUAUUGAGGCUGAUAAAAGUCGAGAAAAAGAUAGGCCAGCUUUUGACUAUCACAAGAGGUCAGAUAAAGAGGGCAAUUAUCGCAGAAUUGAGUCAGAUUCGAAAGAUGAAUUGAAGGAAGCAGAAAGUCGAGAGAAGAAUCGCUGCAGGCAGAAAUAUGAAUAUGAUGAUCGAGAUGAUGGUAAAAGGAACCAUGAUAAGUCUAAGCACGAUAAAUAUUCUUCUCAAGCUCCACGAAGGAUUGAAGCAGAUAAAAAUCAAGAAAAAGAUAGACCAUCUUCUGACCAUAGAGACACUGCACCUCGGGAUAACAGACGCCGGGGUGGCACCUCUAAACUUUCUGAAGAGGAGAGAGCUGCCAGGCUUCGUGAGAUGCAAGAGGAUGCUGAGUUGCAUGAAGAGCAAAGAUGGAAACGGUUGAAAAAGGAGGAGGAGAAUGAUGCUCGAGAGGCUACAGUGUCCAGCACAUCUACUGGCAGAAACUUCUUGGAUGCUGCUCAUAAAAGCAUUUACGGUGCCGAGAUGGGAGGAAGCUCAACAAUAGAAGAGAGUGUCCGUCGCAGAGCACAUUAUUCACAAGGCCGUUAUGAAUCAGAAAGAAACGCUUUUAGACGUUGAUGAUAUUUCUAAUAAAUCCAGUUCUCAGCGGGCUCCAAUUAAGCAGCGAGGUUUGAGUUCUUGUUGCACCAUUGAUUCUGCAUUGGACCGAGAUGAUAUUUAUUGUCUCCCUCGAGGACAAAUCCAUGAAACAAUAUCUUUCAGUGGAAGCUUAUGUGAACUACUGGUAUGUAAUUACCCUUAAUGUUCAAUUAUUGAAUCGUAAGUUUUGGACAAGUUUGAUGAGAUGCUCUUGAUAUACAUGUUCACAACAUUUCCUUUGAAAAUUUUAUUGUCUCUGCAAGGUUCAGAAAGGAAGAGUUGAUAGCUAUUUUGCUACUCUUUUAUCUCAAUCGGUCACCUUGCUUUUCUGUGUUUAGAUGCUUUAGAUUUCACGUUUCAUCUAUGAUAAUACAAGUUCUUUGGUCCGUUACCAUAAAGAAAAGGCUAGGU